Molecule: messenger RNA, 6974 nt
Organism: Schistosoma turkestanicum
Lineage: Eukaryota; Metazoa; Platyhelminthes; Trematoda; Strigeidida; Schistosomatidae
Source: the annotation of a GenBank genome assembly
CAACAUUAAGAAAAGUUCGCUGUAUCGACUAUUUACUUCCUAUUAAAUAGUCCUAAAGAUUUUCAUGCCUGGGAUAUUACAUUUUUUCUAACUGCUGGGAAUUCUUUGAUUAAUUACUGCACACGAUAAUCUGCCAGCCAACAAUCUCGAAAUUAGCGUGCUUGACAUCUAACACAUGUAAAUUUCAAAACCUUUUGUUUAAGAAGCAGUAGUUCUUGCAUCUCUACAUUUCAGUUGUUGAGCAGUGUUGUUAUCUAUUUUUUGGAAACAGUAGAUGUCAUUAUGCCUUAUUUAAAUGGUGAACCUUUUGUUAAACGACAACCGCCAAAUGAUCUUUCAUUGGACGAAGAGUUGUUUUUUCUGCCCACUACAUUGGAAGUUUUUCGCGACUACGAUGACUACUUCGAGCGCACAAUUCUUGUAAAUAGUUUAACAUGGACUUGUUCAGUGUGUAAUCGGGGACCUUCCACUUAUAAAGAAGCAAUAGCAUGUGAACGUUCCGACUAUCGGCAACUGGGUGCUUUUGAUAAUGCUCUGGCUUCUGCAUUGCUGUAUAUAAUUGGGGGUGCACGGAAACGGAGGCUUCCAGAACUUGUUGAACUAAUAUGUGGAUUUGCAAGUAGUCGAUUUUUCGUUGGUGAAGAGAUUGAAUUUCAGACUGCGGAUUCUAAUACUCGAUCUUUCGGUAUUAUUGAGCGUGUAGUCGUGUCACAGAAGAAAACUCAAUUUGAGCAUAGUGGAUUAUUGACAGAUUCAGAUAUUCAGAAGCCUGCUUUUCCUGAUGCACUAAAACUUCAUUACUGCGUAAGGGAGCAUAAAAAGUCUGAUGGUGCAAACCGUAUCUCCUCAAGUGUUUUGGUACCUGGAUCUAUCAUUCAUCGUCGUAGUCGUAAUGUACUGGCUAGGGAUCACAUCAAAUUUUUCAUUCGUCAUACAUGCGAAUUAAGAAAUGGCGUUUUUACACCCAAGGUCUCAAUUAUGCAGCGUUAUAAGUUACAUCCAUAUGGACCUGUGACAUGGGCUAAACUAUUUCUUCCACCAGAACCUCGUUGGUCUGAACUGACGCCUGCUCCUCCAUCCUCAAUAAUUCGAAAUAUGAACAAUCUAUCGAAAGAAUCCAGUCGCCCUAUAUGCCAAGGUUUUAAAGUUAUCGACACUUUUACGGAUGACUGGUCCAGUCGAUGUCAGACAAAAUCAUCUCCAAACGUCCCAUGUCCCGUUACCCUUAACCAUAACAUGAAUUCAUCGGGAGCAACAACCCGUGUACAGUACUAUGAACCCCUCAGUUUUCAAUCUCACAAAGUUCUUUAUCAGCAGACACAUACAUUAAUGAGUGGUACGCAUGCAGUGAAUGGUUCAUUUAAUCAGUCAUUGCCACAACCAGUUUUUGAUGUUUCACGGUCUUUGAAAAUUGAAAAAGCUGAAUUAGAAAAGGAAUGGAGUAUGGUGCGUCGUCGUGAAGAUUUGGAACUGUCAGAUUUAGUGCCAUUACCUGAAUUCACUAAGUUUCCUUCUUCACUUUCUUCGGAUGAUAUUGGCUCAGCUCUACAGUUACUAGAGUUUCUUCAUGUAUUUGGUUCACAUAUUGGAUUUGUUAUCCCACAAACAAGUAAAUGUACAGAGGUGAUUAGUACAAAUUUUUCUCGUUCUACUUCUCCUGCACUCACAUUAUCUACUUUAGAAAGUAGUCUGUUGGAAUCUGAUCCAUGCGGUCCUUUAGCCGAUUUCUUUAUCAGCAUGCUAUCUGCCAUACGUAGAUUAGAACUAGAUGCCAAUUCUCGUCAACCAACUCCUAAUGUUUCAGCAGCAACCAUUGCUGCAGCAUCGGCUGUCGCUGCCGCCGAAGCAGGCUUUUCUAUGAAUACACAAGUCUCUAAUGUUUCCGGCACUGGGAUUGAUUAUAAUUCACUUUAUGAUGAGGAUGCUGGAGGUCCUGAAGAUAGUGCUGUCUUCCGUGUGCUACGCGAUGCUGGAGCUUCAACUCGUUUAUGUGAACUUGUCGGUAUACCAACUCAAGCAGCUACAAUUGCUGCCGGUAAAGCUGCUGUGGCUGCUUCUGUUGUCUUGAACACAACAGGUGGAACUUCAGCCAAAGAGGAUUCAUCAGGCAUAUCAUCUUCAGUAUUUCCUAAUACAUUUAACCGAAGUUCUGUUACACGUGCUGCAACAACAGCAGUUAUUGCUGGAGCUACUUCUUUACCACCGUUGGAUCGUGCUGGCCUUUCUGAAGCACUUUGGUUACACAUAACUAGUGCAGCUGCAAAAGGUGGAGGCUGGCGUGGUCAAAUUUGGGGAGGUACUAGACUUUUGGAUGACCCUUCAGUUAUGCUGGCGAAAAACAAUUCAGUUUUAAUUGAAAAGCUUAAAACAGUGUCGGUUUAUGAACUGACUCCACAUGAAAAGUUGAUCUUGCUAACCACUUUAAUGGAUGAGCUCUUGCUUCAACCUCAAAUUAGAGAACGUAUGGAAGAUCAAUACGAACGUGUACGUUUGCUACGCAGUCAGUUACGCACUGUACAAGCUGAUAGAACUGUAUUACUUACCUCUGGUACUGGAAUUGAAGAUGAGCAAGAUAUUUCAGCGCAAAUGAAACUAAAUUCCACAAAUGAUGGGCGUGUUCAUUUCACUUCUGUUGGUCUUAAAGCACGAUUGGGCAGAGGAAGAGGUCGUCCAGUAGGUUCUGGUCGUACACUAAACCGCAAAAAUAUGCAACUAGAUUCGACAGCCAGUUCUUUGGAAACAUUUUUGUCAGAUGAGGAUUAUACGCUAAUCAAUCGAAAAGAAAAUCGAUCCAAUUCAGAUAGUGGAAUAACAGCUUCUAGUAUCCCUUCCUCAUCUAUAGCUAAUAUACAUGAGAAAUUAACAGAUUCAUUAUUAGAAGAACAAAAGUUAUUGGAUUCGAUUACUCAGGUUUCGCGUGGUUGUUCAAUGAUACCUCUUGGUCAAGAUAGAUUUUAUCGACAAUAUUGGCUAGUUAUGUCUGUACCAUGUAUACUAAUUGAAGAUUGUCAGUGUAUUGAUAAAAAUCCUUAUUAUGUCAAUGCUUCAAUUCGAAAUCGUCAAGUUGUGUAUGCACAUCCUGAACUUGCUAAACAAAUGGGUCUUACUAGCUCUGAAGAUGCCGGUAAACAUUUACGGCAGAUAAUCAAUUCUAUUAAAGAUAGUGACAUGUUGGAUAGAGAAGAAUUAACGCUUCGUGUUGCUGCCUAUUUACCACAUCAAUCUUCAGUGUCAUUAUCAUCAUCAUCCGCAACAGCAAGUUUAUCAAUUGAACAACUACGUACUCUUGUUAAACUUGAACGUGUUACUGCCCAUGAUUCUUCUUUGCAUAAUGCUUGUCCUGCAGUUAGUCAAUUAGCUAAGCUACGAUGUAAUCCUAGGAAUUCAUCACAAUCCACAACUGUUUGGUCCAUUCUCAUACCUGAUGCAUACAGGGAAUUGUAUCAGAAAAAGAUGCUUAAUAAUACAACUAAUCAAACUAUCAAUUCUGAUUUAAAUACAGAAAUUGUUUCAUCUUCUUCCACACAUGAUUGUUCGCCUGAUAUUCCUGUAAAAUCAGAAGAGUGUGCUAAUAAUAAUAAUAAUAAUAAUAAUAAUAAUAAUAAUAAUAAUAAUUCUAUCAAUGAUGAUGAAUCGAAAUGUAAGAUAAAUAUUACUGACAAUAAUAAAAUUUGGUCUUUAACCAGUGAUGAAGUCGAUUUAAUGAUUGAAAAAGCCAAAUGGACUAUUGAUUGCUUAGAAGCUUCAUUAAAUCCUCGAGGUAUCCGUGAAUCUCGUCUUCGUAAAACGAUUGGCCAAUUACGACCCCUGCUUAUUAAAGUACUUACUAUGUGUCCACCGGAAAUCAUUUGUGCUACGAAUAAACACUGUUCAACAAUAAUUGACAAGACAUCAACUAACUCUCAGAAGGCAUCUGGAUCGCCUGAAGGUGUUACUAUCACUGAUGAGAAAAGUAAUCCUCCUGGUGGUAAUUCAUCUCAAGCAAUCAUGUGUUCAUGGUUGGAAAUCGCUCUUGUUGGUAUAGGAUAUCGUCUUGGUCGUCUGGAUUUAAUUAAAAACUUGUUGUUCGAUAAAAGCAGUAAUCUCACAGAAAACUCAGCAAAUACUGAAACUGGGCCGUGUAAACAAGAUCUUAAGGAAUCACUUCCAAAUAAUGAAGUGGGGAAUGUUGACACUGUUUCUGUAUCAGCUGAAGAUUGUACCGACAGUUCUGUCAAACUUGGUGAAGCUUCUUUAAAAACUCCAUUAAAUCAUGAUUCUAUUAAUCCAGAUGUAAAGCGCCUUUCGAGAAUAAUUUUAUCUCUGGGCCAUGAUGUUAGUCCGAAAGGUGUCGCUGGGCCACUGGCAAAUGAUGAGCGAACUUUGCGUAGUGAACCUAUGAACAUUUCAACUGUCAAACAACCAACCUAUUUAGAGAAUAUAUACCCAGAAACUAAUUUACCAUCCGAUACAAAUGAUUCAAUGAUAACAACUAAUUCUAAUAUAAUGCAAACAUUAAGAACUACAGGUUGGCAAAGAUGGUGUGUUAGUGUGGAACAGGCUAGUUCUACAGCACAAUUACAUUUAUUAGCACGUGCACUUGAACGUGGAGCUCAUCGUGCUACUUUAGGUGGUCGAGGUGUAUCUUCUGCAAUUGCUAAUUAUGUUUCACAACAUCCAUUGCCUACUUUAAAAUGUACUUCAUGUCGAGGUCCUCCAGAUAAUUUGGCUGUAUCAAAUGCAUCCGGUAAUGUGUUUGCAUUUUCAGUUUGUUCUGGUUGUGCUUGCCCUUAUCAUUUGGAUUGUCUUCUCUCUUCAACUACCCGACGAACUAGUUGUCGCAGAUCACGAACCAAGCAGAUUGAUAUUUCAAGUUCCGAUAGUUCUCAUAACAUUGAUUCACCAUAUACUGGAUUUCUGAGCAAUUAUUCUUCUUUAUCCAGUGUUACAUCUGCUCGUCUUGAAGUGUUAGGUGGUAGUCUUAUCUUGUGUGCAUUUUGUCUUCGAUCAGCUGAAGCAUUAUUGUCAAGAGCAGAUAAUUCCACAGGACUAUUACAAUCGAAUAAUGAAGCAUUUGAAUUAUCUACUACACUAGUGUAUACAAAUGAAGAUUAUCUAGAUACUAGUGAAAAUAGUUCAUUGCAAAAGAAGACAAAUCAAUUUGGAAGAAAACGUCGUUCUGUUGUUACUCAUGAGUCUGAUGACCUUGCAUCUUCCAAUGGGAGUCCAGAUGAAAAAAUAGAUAACCUCCUUGAUAAUGUGGAGGAGUUAGAUUCUGACAAAUCGACUGACAAUUCUCAUACGAAAACAAUGUCCACAGAUAAUGUCCCUGUAGCAAGACGUCGUGGUAGACCUAGUCGUUUUCACCGUGUACAUAGUCAUCGUGGUCGUCGUUCAACGAAUAAAUGUGUAUCAGAUAAAGUUAAUCAUUGUGACAAAAGUCUAGAAUCUAGUUCAGAAGCUACUUGCACAUCUUCCACAUCAGUAGACGUGUCAUCUAUUAGUAAAUGUGUUACUGUGGAUGUCCAUUAUGAUGAUGAAGUAGAACAGUUGCUUAGUCCUCUAAAUCAUCAAAGUAGAAAAUCGAAGCGAAACUCAGGGUCUGUAAAUGCAGCUGUAACAAAUGAGUUAUCUCCGACUGCUGAACCUGAAGGAAAUUGUCGCUUGAAACGGGCAUCUAUCGUUUUAGAUAAUUGUGUUUCACAAAUUACGAAUACUAGUGAUAGAGGACGUCGUUCUGGUCGUGGUCGUCCCCGUAAAUCUGAGGUAACUCUACCCAACCCCUCACUUGAUAUUCCUGAUUCAGUCAAUUCUUUGUCGUGUAGUCGAGAACAGUUUGAUCAAGCUACUGCUGAGUGCUUCCUAUCAGAAUUAUGCUCUAUCAGUUCAGCACGUCCACUUCUUCGAUGUGGACUCGGUCGAACUGUAGCUUUAAAUGAAUUAAAUCAAGCUAACGGUAGUCCAGAGGAUAGUUUCAUUGUGAAUUCCGUAUCCGAACGUCCCCGAACAAGUCAUCGGACACGGUCGACAACAUCAGGUCAUUCUUUUGAAGAUCGUCGAUUGUAUGCUCUAGAUUUAGUCGGGUUACAAGAGAUUUUGGCUCGUGGCGAAUUACCUCAGGGACCAGGACAAGUAAUUCCUCAGCUACGACUACUUCUCUCUCAUUGGUUGCGUAGCAAUCGUCCCGGUAGUCGUUUGCAUCAAUGUGCUUUAGAUUUACUAGAACAAAUGAAUAAAAAGUUGAAAGCAUUACAACAAUUAAAUAUUUCCACUGUUAAUAAUAAUAAUAAUAGUAAUAAUAAUAAUAAUAAUAUCAUUAAUGGUGGCAAUUGUAACAACAGCAGUAGUAGUAGUAGUAGUACAGUUAUUCAUCCUCUGAAUAAUAAUAUUGACAGUGAAAAUUUAAAUCCUGAUGAUGAUCAUCACCAGUCACCACCUUUAAUUACUACUUCUAGUCAUUAUGGAAAACGCAGACGACAGUGUUAAUAACAGCACCAAUGAUGAUGAUGAUGAUUUUGUAUUAAUUGAAAUCCCUCGAUCUAUGUUUAUUGUGCAUAUUUGUUUUUACUAUCAUCAUCUUUUCUAAUCUCUUCUGUUUAUUUUUGUACAGUAAAAUCUGAUAUGUCUCUCUCUAUACAAAAUGUACACACAUAUUAUAUAUAAAUGAAUGGAAAAUGAAUAUUUUCACUAUACUCCCCACUCUCUCUUUCUUUCUCUCUCUCUCUCUCUCUGUUACUCAUGACAUAAGUAUGUUGUUAUAGUACUUUUCUAAUUCCCCAAUUUUGAGAAAAAUGUCAAUUGAGAUAACCCUUUGUAUUAUUUUCAUUUGUAUAUUGUGCUGAUCAUUGGUUUUCUCUAUGUGUGUGUGUGUAUGGUUUUGUUUUUAAUUAUUGUGUGCAUACUGAAAUUUUAAUGAAAUAUAAAAAACAAACAAACCAGUUAUUAACUACAAAAUUUAAAUUCUUUCGUUUUUUAAUCGACUAGUUGAAUCUAUU